GCCGAGCGACUCGAUCCGGUCCAGAUCAAAAAGGAACCCACCGGGCCACGUUCAGACGAGACGCCGCCAAAGCCAUCGUCGCCGUCACUGCCACCGCCGACGCACCACCUCUCGCCGCCAGCACGCGUCCCAACCCCGAACCCAAUCCGCGCCGCCGAAUUCUGUCCGGUCGUCCGGCUCCAGGCGCCGCGCCAGAAACCGCCUCCCGGACCUCCAGGGGGCGCGCUGCUUCUGCUCUGCUCGCCAUCAAUGCCAUUCAUCAAGGCCCCUCCCGCCACCUAGCACUCUCCUCUGCACCCGCCUCGGCCGCGGCUCGGCGUUACUCGUGUCCCCCGGCCGGCGCUGCCGCGUCGAGAGGGCGGGGCGGAUGCACACGCCGUUGGAGGCGAUGAGCGGGAGGGCGCGGAGGCCGGCGGCGGCGGCGGCGGCGCGCGGCGCCAACACCAGAGCCACCCCGAGGAACGAGAAAGGGAUGGAGAAGGACCAGAGGAGGCCGCCCAGCACGAAGACGGCGCCGGUGGUGAUGAAAGCGUCAGCCACCAACGCGACGGCGCAGGGCAUCAGGAACAGGAACCAGGCGCGGCGAGAUAGGAAAAUUGCGCUGCAGCAAGAUGUGGAUAAGCUGAGGAAGAAACUGCGGCACGAGGAGAACGUCCACCGAGCUCUGGAACGCGCCUUCACGAGGCCGCUGGGCGCUCUGCCUCGCCUGCCCCCUUACCUGCCGUCUCAGACACUGGAGCUUCUGGCCGAAGUCGCGGUCCUGGAGGAGGAGGUCGUCCGGCUCGAGGAGCAGGUCGUCAAUUUCCGGCAGGGACUGUACCAGGAGGCCAUCAUCACCUCCAUGGCCAAGAGCGCGUACUUCCCUGACGGUGACCGGUGCACGCCGGCACGGCAGAACAAGUCUCCGGCCCAAGUGCAGCAGAGUUCAAAGGUGUCCACCUCGACGCGUCAGGCUUCCGAUCAAGACGCUGCUGAUUGGUCGUCUUUGAAGCGGGCCACCAAUGCCAAGCAGACACCAAGAAGGCCCGGUCGUUCCCUGAGCCAAGGUGAUUGUCCGGGCAAGGAGAAUCAAUCGUGUGGCACGAACUCUUGCAGAGAUUUUGGGCGGGCGCCUUUGAGUAAUGUGCCAAAAUGCCGGAUACCGCCAGCGGAGAAAUGCGCUGGAGUUCAGACAACCAGUACGGUGGAAGAUCACAAAGCUAUCGACGGCAGCAAUGGCAUUGAUUCAGACAUGGCCUCAACCGCGGCGAACAAAGUCUCGGAGGAGCUACUGACGUGCCUGAUGGCCAUCUUCUCGCAGAUGAGCACCUCCAGAAGCCAUGACGAGGAGCAAGCAUCGUCGCCGUCGGUAUCCGGUUCCUGCGAGAGCAGCUCAGACGGCGCCUGCGCUGGCACCGGAGAUCCCUACGGUGUCCUAGAAUUCGGGUGCCGAGACAUUGGCUGGUACAAGCAGUUCCGAUCAGUCGACGCUGCUUCAUUCGACACCAAUGUGUCUGCCGGCGAUGCCGCCGCUCUUGGUCGGAGAUUGAAGGCGUUGCUCCGGAAGCUCUCCUCGGUUGACCUAGUGGGCCUCUCCCACCAACAAAGGCUGGCGUUCUGGAUCAACACCUACAACUCGUGCAUGAUGAACGCAUUUCUUGAGCACGGAGCACCUACCAACCCCCAUAUGCUGGUGGCCAUGAUGCCCAAGGCGACCAUCAACGUGAGCGGCCGCGUGCUGAGCGCCAUGACGAUCGAGCACUUCGUCCUCCGGCUGCCCUACGGCGCAAAGCAUGUGAACACGGAGGCGGUGAAGGGCGACGGCACGGCCGUGUUGGGGCUGGAGUGGCCGGAGCCGCUGGUGACGUUCGCGCUCUCCUGCGGCAGCUGGUCCUCGCCGGCGGUGAGGGUCUACACGGCGGACCACGUGGAGGAGGAGCUGGAGGCGGCGAAGCGGGAGUACCUGGAGGCCGCGGUGGGCGUAUCGCCGGCGGGCGGGCUGGCGAUCCCCAAGCUCCUGCACUGGUACCUCCCGGACUUCGCCAAGGACGUGGGCUCCCUCGUGGACUGGGUCUGCCUGCAGCUGCCCCGUGACCUGCAGCGCGACGCCGUCCGCGCCGUCGAGGCGGCGGCGGCCGCCGGCCGGCUCGGCGGUCCCACCGCAGCGUCGCGGCGGCCCGUGCGUGUCCUGCCGUACGAGUUCAGGUUUAGAUACCUGCUGGCCUUGUAGAACAUAAACCCAACAAACGUGCGUGGUGGAUAAUGCCUAUUUGUACACAGAUCUGAUUGGGCCGGGACUUUUGCACUUUCAACCGAUUAGUCGGUCCAACAGUGGUUUUGGACUAGUAA
Messenger RNA from Setaria italica (foxtail millet), 2328 nucleotides. RefSeq lists its product as uncharacterized. The record is from RefSeq and is a predicted model, not a curated record. The transcript has 10 exons. Lineage: Eukaryota; Viridiplantae; Streptophyta; Magnoliopsida; Poales; Poaceae. The coding region runs from base 368 to 2209 and encodes 613 amino acids.